Molecule: messenger RNA, 2286 nt
Organism: Larimichthys crocea (large yellow croaker)
Lineage: Eukaryota; Metazoa; Chordata; Actinopteri; Sciaenidae
Gene: arid6
Product: AT-rich interaction domain 6
Exons: 6
Coding region: 166-1992 (608 amino acids)
Biological process (GO): regulation of transcription by RNA polymerase II
Cellular component (GO): nucleus
Molecular function (GO): transcription cis-regulatory region binding
Source: RefSeq, a predicted model, not a curated record
CUAUGUCAGUUGCCCACAUUGUCACACAGACACUAAUAACAGGUGUACGACUGAGGCGACACGACUUAAAUAUUUCUGAAUAGGUCUCAUCUGUUACACUGGGAGGAAUACUAAACGGCACACUGCUUGUUCUCACAUCAUCAGGGCACUGACAUGACAUGAUCCAUGGUUAUUCUCUCAAUGGAAACACAGAGACACAUCAAUAUGGCACACAUGAUCCAAGAGGAGAGAAGCACAGAGCCGGCCGACGAGAUGGGAGAAACGGAGAAACAGUUUCUCAAAGAUCUCUACUCGUUCAUGAAGAAGAGAGAUACACCCAUCGAGAGAAUCCCAAACCUGGGCUUCAAACAAAUUGAUCUAUUUGUGAUGUUCAGGACUGUCAGAGACAUGGGCGGCUACCACCAGGUGACUGCUCAGCAGCUGUGGAAGCAAGUCUACAACAUGCUCGGAGGGAAUCCACGAAGCACGAGUGCAGCUACCUGUACCCGCAGACACUAUGAGAAGCUGCUCCUGCCGUAUGAAUGUCACGUGAAAGGCGUAGAGAUGAGUGCCUUGCCUCCUCCGAAUCAGCCAAAGAACACGCAUUACACAGUGAAACAUGAUAUGGGCCUGAGACCGGCUAAACGCAAACUGAUAUCAAUACCUCUGCAUCAGCCACCACGCGGUCAUCAGCCAGGCCAGCAUGCGAAUCCUUUCCCCGUGUCGCUCUGCUACCCUCACUACUACCAUCCAAGCCACGCGGUUUUCCCUCCCCACAUCCCUACCGCCUCCUCACUUAUGGCACCACAUGGCCCCCCCGAACCACGGCCCCGGUUUCCUUUCAAUCCAUAUCAUCUAAACUCAACAGAAAGGGUCAUGGAGCCGCUGGACCACCUGCGGGAGCUGGCGAAACUCUACAAGAACUCAUCUGGAUUGAAUGAGCCCCUAAACCUCAGCGUUAAAGCAUCAAAAGAGGGAACCAGCAGGCCUGUCUCGUCGUUCGCCCCACCUUCAUCCAGCAAAACCCCGAAGUUUUUGAACAAACCCUCCCCUCUGUACACUGCUCAUUUCCCACAGGUGGUGAGAAGUGAAGAUGAUAAGGCAGGUUUAGGAGAGACGUAUCCUGCGAAAGCUAGGGAGACAUACGUCAUCGAUGUCGACGCUAUAACGGCCUCAAGCAGCCCCUCGUGUGACUCUGCUCUGACACUUAGAACAGACGAAGGCGCCGUCGCAACAGCCCAAAGUCCCAGCUCUCUGAGAAGAGACUCCGCAAUCCAGCCAAAAGGAGAAAGAGAAGGGAGUCCGGAAGUAAGAGGGCUCGACCUCAGUCAUAUACUGCCCAACCUCCCUCAAGAGAACAGAGGCGAGAUGGAAAUUGAGGUUCCGCUGUCUGUGUUUAAUAACUGGCUCAGGCUGUGUAGGUCCUCACCCACGACGCAAGGAGAUAAGCAGAUACCUACUCUUUCUACUCUGGAAGAACCCUCUGGGAAAAGGAUUUGUCCUGACGCAGACGUCAUCCCCGCCAACGUAACAUUUCGAAUGAAUCCCCAGCACCCGAGCUCGGUCGCUGAGGAUCUCCGGCUGAGGCAGAGAAGUCCCACGCCGGUCGUCCAAACAAGUGAUCAUCGCAACGACAUGAGCCAAGAUUCUUUUACCAGCUACAAGCCUGUGCCUUCAGGUAGUAUUCUGAAAAAUGCAGCCAGCCGGGAUGUCUAUCCAUUCGAUCAGCAGGGUAUCAACAAGUCAUACACUUCCAAACCCUCAAACUGCUGGGAACCAUACGACCAACAGACCUGGGUUCGCCCAAUCCAAGCAAAAAGUGACUCUAAUCCUCUCACGGUUCCGCAAAACUUUGCAGCCUCUAAAUCCUACAACGAAGACCGAGGCCAGGGAGGGAAGUCCGAGAUAGUACCCUCGGCUCUGCUAAUGAUGGAUCCCAGCUCCACUUCUCUGCUGCGGCUCACAACCGAAGAGGUGAUGAAACUGAAGAAAAUCAUCUCGAGCUCAUUGUGAAGAUCGGUUCAGACACACACCACACUGACACUCCAACACCACAUUAAAGCUGACUCGCAUUACGCUGUAGCUCGUUGAAGUUUUGUAUCAUCCUUUAAUAUGAUUAAAUAUAAUGUCAAAGUGUCAAAUAAAAAUCUGAAUUUUAAUGACUAAUAAUUCAUUCACGUCUGGAGCAGAACUUAAGUUAAGGAGAAUGUGCUGCUUGCCUUUUCUGUACAGUAAUAUUUCUUGCAUGAUACAUGUAAUACUUUUAAUUAUAAUGUAAAUAAAAUCAAUUAAAGUCAAUGAAACAGA